Spinacia oleracea (spinach) is the source of this 519-nucleotide messenger RNA. RefSeq lists its product as uncharacterized. The record is from RefSeq and is a predicted model, not a curated record. The coding region runs from base 1 to 519 and encodes 172 amino acids. The transcript has 2 exons. NCBI's taxonomy places the organism in Eukaryota, Viridiplantae, Streptophyta, Magnoliopsida, Caryophyllales, Amaranthaceae.
AUGGGUGACAAUGAUGAAACACCGAAAUCAGCUUCUGUCUCUACCGCUUUUCACCCUGCUCUUGGCGUCACCAACAUCACGAACCUUGUCAAAUUAACGCUAGACGUUAAUCAGGAACGCCUCGAUGCCAUUGUCCUUCAAUGGAUAUACGGUACAAUCACUACUGAUCUUCUCUUCAAAGUUCUGGAUGAUAACGCCACAGCUCUGGUGGUUUGGGAUCGUUUGCGUAAGUUAUUUCAGAACAACAAGGGCACCCGAGUUGUGCACCUAGAGAACCAAUUUGGUUUGACCCGCCUUCAAGACUUUUCGUCUCUUGAUGAGUAUUGUCAAGCUCUGAGGACUAUCUCCAUUCAACUUGCAUCCUUGGGCCAUCUCAUCUCAGAGGAACGUCUUGUUCUUCAACUUGUUGCUCGCCUCACUGAAGAGUAUAAGACAAUCGCCACUAUCAUUCAACAGUCUGUGCCUCUCCCAUCCUUUGAGGAGGCUUGCUCUAGCCUCGACUUGGACCGUCGUAGUUGA